AGAGGCUUCUGUCAAAUAGCAAAUGUUAACGUAUUAGCAACACGGCCAUGGUAUCAAAUUCAGAUGAAACAAAUAAAAUUAUAAAUUAUAUGACUUGAAAGUCCUUCUGCAUAGACUUCCGCCCUAUACCGGUCUGAAACAAACAGUCGUUCAAAACAAGCCUUCCUGUCGACAGAGUAGCUCAUGUCAGAGCUGAGCUGUCAACGUUCAAGUCUCCGUUCAACAAACAUGACAUCGUCUCAAGUUGCUAUUGCUUUAUUGCAGUUUGACAGUGCUACCAGUGUCCCAGCUGCCCUGCCUUUAACAUGGUUUUGUGAGAACUUCUCUCACGAGGCGCAUCAGCAAUACAGUGACCGUUCAGCUUCUUGAUGGAAAUGCAAACCACUCAAUCAGAAGCAGCUCAAAUGGAGGCCAGUGUUCAUAAAGAAGACCAUGUCAUAAAAUCCAAAGAGGCUGAAACCCAUGCUGUAGAGGGAGAAACACAACUUGAUCACCAAGCGCAGGAUAACUUGCAUAAUGCUAAAGGGAAUAUUUGUAAUGGUCCUGUCAGUUCAAAUGUGCUGCCGAAUGGAGAAAGACCGACAGAGGGCUUUGGUGCUGCAGGUGACACCUGUUUGAAUGGGUCCCUGCCUCUCACAGACCCUCCACAAAGCAGCAGCUCCCCUUUGAGCUCCCAGACCCAAGAGCCAUCCCCAGGUGUGGCUGCUUAUCCACCCAUGAUGCUAGAGAAGUCUGAGGGGGCUAGUGCUGAGGUCCCGUUUCACACGGGUGAUGCAUUGCAGUCGCUCAAACUCAGUAUGCCUAUGCAGGAGACUGAAUUGUCCCACCAGAAGCCAUCACUGGAGAUGGAGAAUGAGGAGAAGAUUCGUCUGGAUGCUCGCCGGCGCCUGGAGGAGCAGCUCAAACAGUAUAGAGUACAAAGACACAAGGAAAGGUCUCACCGCACCUCCACCAAAAGCAGACAAUUCAGCACUCUGGAUCCAGAGCUCAUGCUGCAUCCCGAGGCUCUGCCACGUGCCAACACGAUUGCCAUGACGAAAGAGUAUUCCUUCCUGAGGACCAGUGUCCCACGUGGUCCCAAACUGGGUAGCUUGGGAAUUCCCCCUUCUAAGGAGAAGAAGUCCAGGUCACCCCGUCCCAGCAAGAUCCACUCUUUGGCAGACUAUAGGUCUCCAGAGAACGAUGGUGGUGGUGGAGGCGGUGGUGGGGUCGGAGUAAGGACAGCAGACAACACGAUGAGCUCCCACCAGUCCACUAUUAGCUCAGUGUCCACAUUGUCUGAGGUCAGUGUGAUGUCAGAGGGCAGCACCUGUGAGACAGAUGCACAACCUGGUGCUCAGUUUCAAGACAAUGUCUCAGAAAUUGACGGCAGCGAGUCAGGAACAAGGCCAGGGAACGAUGGCAACGACAGCGACAGCUCGUCUUACAGCAGCGUGUCCACCAGGGGGACGUACAGUUUGCUCUCUGCAGCUGUCGAAAGGCAGCGAGUGCCCUACACAGUGGAGGGGAGGGAGAUGACUGCUGAGGCAAUGGGUCAGUUCCCCUCCCUGCAGGAGGUGCUGCAGGCAGCCAGCGAAGAGCAGCACCUGCUGGAGCUGGACCAGCAGAGAGAAGAGAUGGCGGAGCCUCGGAGUCGCAGGGACAGUUUCUCCAGCAGUGUGUCUUUGGAGAGUUCCGUGAUGGGCCAUGAUGAAAUGCUCCAAGUUAUGAAAGAGAAAAUGAGACUCGAAGGUCAACUGGAAUCCUUGUCAUCGGAGGCUAAUCAGGCUCUCAAAGAGAAGACGGAGCUUCAGGCCCAACUGGCUACAGUGAAUGCUCAGUUGCAGGCUAAGAAGGAGGAGGCUCAGGUGAGCCAGGUGAAACAGAGCACCCUCACUACAGAGGUUGGCACACUGCGGCAGAACUGCAGCCAGCUAGAGAAGGCCAUGGUGGAGCUUCAGGGGAGUCUGGAAAGCAAGAAUGCCAGUCUGUCUUCUCUGAGCAAUGAUCUGAAGGUGGCUGAAGAUCAGUACAACAGGCUGAUGGUGAAGGUGGAGGAGAUGCAAAACACUGUGACCAUAAGAGAUAAUACAGUGCAUGAGUUGCGUCAGCAGAUGGGUGGUCUUCAGAACCAGCUUCAACAGGUUCAUCUGGAGCGCAGCACCCUGCAGAGCCGACUGAAGACUUCUCAGGCUGAGAUUGACUCGCUGCAGCAGGUCAGACAGUGGUACCAGCAGCAGCUGGCACUGGCCCAGGAGGCAAGAGUCCGUCUGCAAAGUGAAAUGGCCAACAUGCAGACUGGACAGAUGACUCAGAUUGGUGUUCUGGAACAUCUGAAGCUGGAAAAUGUGACAUUGUCUCACCAGCUCAAUGAGACACAACAUCGCUCCAUUAAAGAAAAAGAGCGUAUUGCAGUUCAGCUGCAAAGCAUUGAGGCUGACAUGCUGACCCAAGAAGCAGCUUAUAAACAGAUCCAGGAUGCAAAGACCAUGGUGGAAGAUGACCUGCAGCAAAGACUGGAUGAGUUCGAGGAGGAGAGGGAGCACUUAAUAAAAUUAGCCAACACAGCCAGCACCUUGGAAAGGGAACUAGAGCAGGUAAAGUUGAGCCUUUCCCAGAAGGACAAGCAGCUGCAGUCACUCCAGAAAGAACACCUGGAGCUAAUGCGCCAGCUGACAACCACUCAGGAGAACCUGCACACCAAAGAGCAGUCCAUCAACCAGCUUGAGGCUCGCUACAUGGAACUGGAGACCCAGCUGGCGGAGCUGCAGACGGAUAGCAACACCAAGGAUGAUAAUAUCCAAUAUCUCCAAAAUGAGAAAAUUGUCCUGGAGGUAGCGCUGCAAGCAGCACGAGCUGACAAGAGUCAACUUGACGAGAGUGCUGAGCGGCUGGGAGACGAUGUGCUGGUGGCCUCGGAUGUCUUGGAUCAGCUCAGACAAGAAGUCCAGGUCAAAGCCAGUCAGAUUGAAGCUCUCCAACAAGAAAACAGUACCCUGAAGAAACAGGCACAGAAAUUUAAGGAGCAGUACCAACAACAGAAGGUGAUGGUGGAAGCAUAUCGGCGCGACGCCAGCUCAAAGGACCAGUUGAUCAGUGAGCUCAAGUCGACCAAAAAGCGCUUGUUGGAAGAGGUGAAGGACCUUAGGCAGGACCUGCUGGGUGUCCAGGAAGACAAGCAAAAGGCAGAGCUGGAACGGGUUCGGCUACAGAGGGAGGUGGUGAGAGUCCAGGAGCAGAUGAAUAACAUGGAAGCUCAUCUGCAAUCUAUUCAGACAGAACGGGAUCAGCUAGAAACCCACAUCCAGUCUCUACAGUUUGAUCAGAGCCAACUAGCAGCAGUUACACAAGAAAAUGAAGUCCUCAGGAAACAGGUGGAGCAAAUGGAGGCUGAAGCCAAAAAGGCCAUCUCAGAGCAGAAGGUGCGCGUGAAGAGGAUGGGGACGGAUUUGACAAGUGCUCAGAAGGAGAUGAAGGCCAAACACAAAGCCUACGAGAAUGCCGUGGGCAUCCUGAGCAGGAGGCUGCAGGAGACUCUGACUGACAAGGAGGCCGCUGAGGCAGAACUGGUCAAACUCAAGGCCCAAAUGUCAGAUGAAGGACACAGCCAGGCCUUACAGGUAAAGAUAAAGGUUCUGCAGGAGGAGCUGCAGGCUGUGACCAAAAGCAAGACUAUGCUGGAGAAGGAGCUGCAGGAAGUCAUCACGCUCACCUCCACAGAACUGGAGGAGUAUCAGGAGAAGGUCAUGGAGCUUGAAGAUGAGCUUCAAGAAUCGCGGUGCUUCAAGAAGCGGAUCAGAAAGUUAGAAGAUGCCAACAAGAAGUUGGCUCUUGAGCUGGAGCAUGAAAAAGGGAAACUGGCAGGAUUGGCACAAUCCCAUAAUACACUGCGGGAGCAUUCCAACAUUUUGGAAUCGGCUCUUGCUAAGAGAGAGGCUGAUCUUGUUCAACUCAACUUACAGGUUCAAGCUGUUCUGAAGCGUAAAGAAGAGGAGGACCAGCAAAUGAAGCAGGUGGUACAAACUCUCCAGCUUGCCUUGGAAAAAGAGAAAACCAAAGUCAAGGACCUAAAGGAACAGGUGGCAGCAGCAAAGGCUGAAGCAGCCCACAAUAGAAGGCAUUACAGGGCAGCCAUGCUGGAGUUGUCCGAGAUCAAGAAGGACCUGCAGGCCAAAGAGGACCUGGUGAAAACUCUGCAGAGUGAAGCUCACAAUCUACAGGCUCAGGAUGAGCAGCAUGCUCAGGAAGUUUCCAGAUUCCAGGAGGAGCUGGCUGAGGCCCACUCACAACUCCAGAUCCUCCAGAAACAGCUGAACGAGGAGCUGGCCAAGCAGCCCCUCACUCACCAAGAGGUUGAGGACCUGAAGUGGGAGGUGGAGCAGAAGCAGAGAGAGAUUGAAGCUCAGAAGCACCAGGUGGAGAUGAUGGAGCAGUGCCAUCACAGAGAGCUGGACAACCUCCAGACAGCUCUGCAGAGCAUCAAGGUGGAGCUGGAGUCAGUGCAGGAGGACCUGAGCAGCACCAGGAAAGACAAGUUUAUGUUGCAGGCCAAAGUGGGUGAGCUGAGGAACAGCAUGAAGACGGUCUUGCUGCAGAACCAGCAACUCAAACUGGAGCUCAAACAGAGUCGCCUGAGGAAGCAGCGCAUGGAGUUUAAGAGCGAGGGGAACCCAUCCAACCCAGUGACACCGGUAAAGAUCCCAGACUGUCCAGUGCCUGCCUCCCUGCUGGAUGAGUUGUUGAAACCAUCAACUUCUGUCAACAAGGAGCCGCUCAACAACCUGCACAACUGUCUCCGGCAGCUCAAGGAGGAGAUGGACAGCCUCCAACGGCAGAUGGAGGAACACACAGUAACAGUACAUGAGUCAGUGAGCUCAUGGACAAACUCAGAACUGGAGCUUGAAAACAACAUCUCCAAAUCAUCAACAGCGCUAAAUAAUAUGGUGGUAGAAAAUAACAAUGAAGCAGAACAGCAGCAGCAAUCAUAACAGAACUUUUCUCAGGCCAAUAGAGGGAGAGUGGACUUUUAUCCACAAAGGCACUUUUCAGUCCCAUAAUCUCUUUCUCUUUAACAAUUGCUGCCAACAUUUGGCAUUCUCUCAUUGGCACAGAGGUGCUUUCGCAGAGUAAUACUCUAUAAUACCAUAGCUUUAUUCUUUCCUCUUUUUUUGAUGAUUGUUCACAUUUAUGUUUUGCUAUUGUCACAUUUAUUUAUUUAGAGUUAAAGAAUUACAUUUAAACAUUUGAUCUGUUGGGACAGUUCUCCCCCGGCAAAUCAAUCGUUUUAUUCACUAAAAAGUAUUUAAUCAUCAAAAUAAACCAGUGGCUUUGAUGAUAGAAAAAUGAUGGCUGACGGUGAUUUAAAUAGUGUUUUUGACAGAAACUACUGUUGCCUCCAGACUGGCAAUGAAUUGUUCUUCCAUUUCAUUGUGCCUGUGAAUGAGUAAAAUUGCCUAUCUUUGAUUUAACUGAUGCUUGUGACGACACAUCAUAACUGCCUUUCAGGAAGUUAAAAGUCAUAUACAGUUGUGAUCAGUUUUUUUUGGUAUGGCUUCUCAGUGUUUCUUGGGUUGGUUGCUACCAUAUCACCUUGGGUUGUUAAAGUGAAAAAAAAAAUCUCGGUUAUGUAUGGAGUCAGAGUACAGUGUUUUGAAUAGCAUGGACUGCAGUAAUUCGCACGCAAUAAAGCCUUAAGGAAUCUUUAAAAUGCUGUAAAGGACUAAGUCGGUUUGGAUUUAAUGUAUUUCUGUGGAGGAUGUGUGCAAGAUGUUGUAUGUUAUAUUGUUUAUGUGCAAAUCUAUCUGGAGAAUGGUUUAUUGUAAGAUAAAUGGGUCUCAUUAACUGACACUGCACACUAAAUGAUCAAAAUUUAACUGACUGAGGGAGUAGUAGUAUGACGUGGAAGUGUUACCUCUAUCAGCAGGUGCAAUCAGAUGUGUUUAUUUACUGUUGUUACAUUUGGUACAUACUGUAUUUACAAAAAAAAAAACUAACCCCUGAAUCAGAUGUUGUACUUGUUAUGUUGUUUCACGGGCAAGGGGCUAAGUUAAUUGUUUCCAGAGGUUAAUAUAUAAAUACACUUUCUUUUUGUAUGAUUGUAACUUUAUCAUAAUUGUUUGAUAGUGUAAAGAAGAUUAAAUGCAAGCAUCAAACGCAAAACCUAAAUCAAAGCUGAUAGUCAUUUUCGUACAGCUGCACUAACAUUUCACUGUAGAGGGAGUCAUAUUGGACCGCAUGCAACUGUGCUGCAGCCACUGUUAGUGCUUAUUCCCACACUAAAGAGAAAUGUUUCUGAAUCACCAUGGUAUGCUUUGGAUCUUUCCAAAAGGGACAGUAAAUAUUUUGAGAAUGCUUGUUGGAGUCAUAACAAAAAACUAUUGCUAUAUUGUGUUCUGAAAAAAAAAGUCAUUUGAAUUGUAUCUUCCAAACUUUAUUUCAUUGUAACAUAAAGACAGUAAUAACAUUUGUUGGUGCAUCUGCGCUGUAUGCAUAAAUCUGGUUGUAUGUUGUAGUUGGUUUUUUUUUCUUCAAAUGUUGGACUCGAUUCAUUCCUGUUUUAACAUUUGUGUUGGGAGCUGUGAUUGUAUUUAUCAUAAAAUUGCACUAUUAUUCAUCUGUCA
Messenger RNA from Solea solea (common sole), 6599 nucleotides. RefSeq names its product golgin A3 (gene golga3). The record is from RefSeq and is a predicted model, not a curated record. NCBI's taxonomy places the organism in Eukaryota, Metazoa, Chordata, Actinopteri, Pleuronectiformes, Soleidae. Bases 369 to 4967 code for a protein of 1532 amino acids. The transcript has 24 exons.